AGAACCAGGAAGUAACUCCUCAUUUCAGAGAAAACAAACCGUUCUCUCUCUCUCUCUCUCUCUCUCUCUCUCUCUCUCUCGUUGUGAGUGCAGGAAAAUGGCCGAGGCCAGUAUUUCAGUAGCUCAGGACCAGUUCAUGUGUCCAGUGUGUCUGGAUCUCCUGAAGGAUCCGGUGACUAUCUCCUGUGGUCACAGUUUCUGUAAGGUGUGUAUUAAUGGCUGCUGGGAUCAGGAGGAACAGAAGGGCAUCUACAGCUGUCCUCAGUGCAGAGACACUUUCACGACAAGGCCUGUUCUACGCAGAAACAACAUGCUGGAUGAAGUGGUGGAGAAACUGAAGAAGACUGAAGUCCAAGCUGCUUCUCCUGCUCACUGUUACGCUGGACCUGGAGAUGUGGAGUGUGAUUUCUGCACCGGGAGAAAACACAAAGCCGUCAAGUCCUGUCUGAUUUGUUUAACUUCUUAUUGUGAAACUCAUCUGAAACCUCAUCUUGAAGUUCCUGCUUUGAAAAAACACACAUUAAUUGAAGCCUCAGCAAAACUCCAAGAGAAGAUCUGCUCUGAACAUAACAAGCUGAUUGAGAUCUACUGUCGUACUGAUCAAAUAUAUAUUUGCUCUUUGUGCAUGUUGGAGAAACAUAAAGACCAUGACGCUGUUUCAGUUGCAGCAGAAAGAGCUGAGAAACAGAGUGAGUUAAAGGAGGAGCAGAUGAAAUCCCAGCAGAGAAUCCAGGAGAAGCAGAAGAAGGUGCAGGAGCUGAAACAGGCUGUGAACACUAUAAAGCUCAGUGCACAGACAGCAGUGGAGGACAGUGAGAGGAUCUUUACUGAGCUGAUCAGCUCCAUGGAGAAAAAGCGCUGGGAGGUGACGGAGCUGAUCAGAGAUCAGGAGAAGGCUGAACUGAGUCGAGCUGAACGACUCCUGGAGCAACUGGAGCAGGAGAUUGCUGAUCUUCAGAGGAGAGUCACUGAGCUGGAGCAGCUUUCACACACACACGAUCACAUCCAUUUCCUCCAGGUUUUAGCUUCUGGACGUCAGUCUCCUACACGGGUCAGACCAGACUUUCGCACAUUCAGCGUCACUGUCCAUCAACAUCUCUCAUUUGAUGGAGUGAGGAAUUCUCUCUCAGAUCUGAAAAAGAGACUCGAGGAAUUCUGUGAGGAGGAAUUCAACAAAAUCCCUCCACAUGCUGCAGCAGUUCAGAUCAUUUCAGGACCAGAACCACAGAGCAGAGAAGAGUUUCUGAAAUAUUUCUGUGAUCUGACUCUGGAUCCCAACACGGCACAUCAUCACCUCAUUCUGUCUGAGAAGAACAGAGCGGUGAGAUGGAAUGAGAGAGAGCAGCGUUACUCUGAUCAUCCAGAGAGAUUUGAUUCCUGGCCUCAGGUGUUGUGUAAGGAGAGUGUGUGUGGACGCUGUUACUGGGAGGUGGAGCAGAGCGGUGCUGGUGGUGUGUACAUAUCAGUCUCAUAUAAAGACAUCAGCAGGAAAGGAGAGGGUAAUGAGUGUGUGUUUGGAUGCAACAAUCAGUCCUGGAGACUGCGGUGUUUUUCUUCUUCUUCUCUCUCAUUCUGGCACAACAGCAUCAAGACUGAUCUCAGAGUUCCAUCACCCUCCAGAAUAGGAGUGUAUGUGGAUCACAGUGCAGGAACUCUGUCCUUCUACAGCGUCUCUGACACGAUGAAGCUCCUCCACAGAGUCCACACCACAUUCACUCAGACUCUAUACGCUGGGUUUGGGCUCAACUUGGAUUCUACAGUGAGAUUGUGUGAUCCAGAAUAAAAGUGUGUCAUGUUUUCUGUAAAA
Molecule: messenger RNA, 1807 nt
Organism: Neoarius graeffei (lesser salmon catfish)
Lineage: Eukaryota; Metazoa; Chordata; Actinopteri; Siluriformes; Ariidae
Product: tripartite motif-containing protein 16-like
Exons: 6
Coding region: 98-1783 (561 amino acids)
Molecular function (GO): protein binding; zinc ion binding
Source: RefSeq, a predicted model, not a curated record